Messenger RNA from Humulus lupulus (European hop), 1199 nucleotides. RefSeq names its product NDR1/HIN1-like protein 13. Gene Ontology annotation, cellular component: plasma membrane. Bases 225 to 977 code for a protein of 250 amino acids. The transcript has a single exon. The record is from RefSeq and is a predicted model, not a curated record. NCBI's taxonomy places the organism in Eukaryota, Viridiplantae, Streptophyta, Magnoliopsida, Rosales, Cannabaceae.
ACCCCACCUUCCUCCUUCGCUUCCCCCCUUUCAAAGUUAUACCCUUCGUUCCUCUCCAACUUUUUCUCUCUCAAUUUCCAUCACUUUCUCACUACCCAAACACCAAACUUUCCUUAUAUCCUCUAUUUUAGUUUUUUUUCUCUUUUAUUUUUAUAAGUUCAUCUCAAUUUACUUCCAAUACUACUCUCUACCAACAACUUUCUUUUUAUUUUCUCUCUCUCGCUAUGACGGACCGAGUUUAUCCCUCGGCUAAACCAGCCGCCGGGAACGGCGCUGCUAACCCUGCGUUUCCGGCGACCAAGGCCCAACUUUACAGUAAUGCCCGCCCGGCCUACCGCCCCCAACCCCGCCACCGUCGCCGUAGCCGUUGCUGCUCUUGCUGCCUAUGGCUCACUGUCGCCAUCCUUGUCAUCCUCUUCAUCGCCGGAGUCGCCGGCGUCGUCUUCUACGUUAUGUACCGUCCCCAACGCCCUUCCUUCUCCGUCACAUCACUUAAACUGUCGUACCUCAAUCUCACCUCUACUAAUUCUCAGCUCAACUCCAAAUUCGACCUCAGUGUCACUGCUCGCAAUCCUAACAAGAAGCUUGUCUACACCUACGACCCUAUCUCCAUCUCGAUUUACUCCGGCGACGUCGAUAUCAGCGACGCCGUAAUACCGUCGUUCGUCCAUGGUAAGAGGAAUACGACCUUGCUGAAGACUUCGAUUGUGAGCAACCGCAGAGCGAUUGACACCGCGGCGGCGAGCGAUUUGAGGACGAACAUGAAGAGCAAGAGUGGUCUGCCAUUGAAGGUGAGGUUGGAUACUAAAGUGAAGGCCAAGGUUGGAGCGUUGAAGUCACCGAAAAUUGGGGUUAGGGUUUCUUGCGACGGAAUCAGGGUUACUCUUCCGACGGGGAAAAAGGCGGCGACGGCGUCAACUGCCAAGGCUAAGUGUAAGGUUGAUGUUAGAAUUAAGAUCUGGAAAUGGACCUUUUAAGCUGAAAACAGGGAUUUUAUGAGAUUUAUUUGGCAAAAAAAAAAAGGUGUGCUUUUGUUUUUUUUUUCUUUUAAUUUCAUUUGCAAGUUAUUGCUUUUUUCCUAGAUUAAUGUGAUUAAUUUUGUUAUACUUUUGUUUUGUGAUUUAAUAUAUGUUUUUUGUAUAGUAAUGAAGAGAAAUUGGUGAUCUAUUGUAUGAAAUAGUUCAUAUUUUUUUUUAAAA